AUGGCAGUGUGGACGCGCGCCUGCAAGGCGGGGCUGGUGGAGGUGCUGGUGCGCGAGCGCUGGGUGCGGGCGCUUGCCGAGCUGAGCGGGGAGGCGCUGGUGCUCAGCUCCGACCCGGAGCCCGUCAACGGGCUGCCCAACGGCGCCGAGUGGGGGAGCCCCGUCGCGGCUGCAGCAGCGGCAGCAUCCCGAGCGCGGAGCCCCGCGGGCAGCCCGGGCGGGCGGAGCGCAGCGGGCAGCGGCAGCCCGGAGAUGCCCCCCUCGGCGUCCGGCCACCCGCCUUCCUCGCCUCCCGGCCGGCCCUUCUCCCCUCCGCCGGGGCUGCCCGGUGGCGCGUCCUGCUCCUCCUCGUCGCCUCCGGGCUCCCCUCCGAGCGGGGUGCGCCGGGUGCGGGUAGUGAAGGCAGAGGCAGGCGGGCUGGGCAUUAGCAUCAAGGGCGGCCGCGAGAACCGCAUGCCCGUCCUCAUCUCGCGCAUCUUCCCGGGGCUGGCCGCCGAGCGCUGCGGCGCCCUCCGCCUGGGAGACGCCAUUCUCUCCGUCAACGGCACCGACCUCCGCGACGCCACCCACGAUCAGGCCGUGCAGGCGCUCAAGCGGGCCGGCAGGGAGGUCCUCCUGGAAGGUAAGCGAGGGAUUCUGGUGGGAUGCGCUCUGCACGCGCUCAGGGGGCGGCGCCGCUGCCGCUGCUUUUGGUGCCACCCGCUGCUUCCUGUUCCUCGAGGCCGGGGAUGGGACCCAAAAUAAACAAGGCGGGGGGCGGGUGGUUAGUGAGCCCUCGAAGCUCGCUUGGGGAAGUACCUGUGCUUUCGCUUAAAUUUGGCGCCUACCUCGCAGGGUUGUGGGGAGCACAAAAUGGGCACAAUUCUGAACUCUUUGGUUGAAUGCAAGCAUUUUAAAAGGGGGGGGGGGUCCUGAGACUUGGUGUGGAUGGGAACAGCUGAUUUCCUGGGAGUAAAGUUUUUCUAUUCUUCCUUGGGAGCUUGUCCAGAAUCGUUUCCUGCACUGCUCACUCUUCCCGCACCCAAGCUCCACGGUGUGCUCUACUCUCCAAGUCUGGCCUUCGCGGGUAACUUUGCCCAGGCAAUGUUGCUUUCCAUGCCUCAACUCCAUGCCCUGAACGUUGUCCCUGGGUGCAUCUGUCUUGGUCCCGACAUCAAAAUGAUCCAACUCUCUCGGUUGGCAAGCCCCUUGGUGUAAGCAGGUGUUUUCUCAGUGUGGGAUGGGCUUGUUUGGACUGAUCCGUUGACUCUCGCUUUUAUAUUCAUGAGCCCAGACUUGGUCCCUAGGCGUGGAAACAGUUUGCAGGUCUGGUUCUGCAGGAGUCAUAACCAGUAAGGGUGGAGCUGCUUUGCAAAGGCUGGAGCACUGUGUGUGGUCCUGGGGGUUGUCUGACACUCUGGUUAGGAGGUAAAAUAAAAUAGCAAAACCCUGGUCUACUUGUCCCCACUUUCCUUUUUUUGCCCUUGACACUAGCACAUGACGCACUAUUGGAAAACUUUUGGAUUAGUGUGGCCCAAGAGGUCAGUCACUGGAAACUGAAGCAUGGAAGGCAGCAGCGUCAUGGAAGUUAACAGUUCAUAAUGAUUAAGGUUGGGCAGUUAACUAGUCGAAUAUGCAUCAAGUAUUUCUAAAGCAUAACUUUAAUAGAACAAAAGCAAUAGAACCAGUCUGAUACUUAAUUACAAAAGCAAAUUAGCAAAUGGUGAUGGUGAAUUAAUUUAACUUUUAAAAGAAAUUGUAGUGGAUUAUUUUAACUUUAACGGUGUAAGUUUUCUAUAAACAUGAAUUAUUUGUCAAAAGGAUUUUUAUGCUAGUUUACCAGAGUCAGCCUAUAGUUACAUGAAAGUUUUCAAUGCAGAGCAGCAAUUAAAAACAACAUUUUAAAAGUCACUUUUACUGAAUUGGCAACUGGUCAUUUCUUCAAGUGUUGUGGCUUUUUUGUGAUACUUGGCAAUAUCUGCUCCAUUAAUUUGCCUGUGUGCUAACUCUAGGAAGACAGUGUGAAGGAAAUGUGAGUGCGCAGUAAUGGUUGGAUUUCAUAGGAAUGCAGGGCAACUAGGCUUUUAAAACCUGAAGGGAAGAGAUGGUGGACUUCCAGCUGGCAAGCAGUAUAGUCAAACUCUGCAAGAGGCUUGUUUGGAAAGCAGCAUCAGUUGAGAAUGCCCGUCCAUAAUCAUCUUAGCUGCCUGGUUUGUCAGACCUGUAGACAGGCUGUCAUUUACGUGCUUAUUUGAUGCGAAAGUACAGUUAAUUUAACCUCGGGAUAAGUUCUUUCUGGGGGGUGGGAGCUCUUGGGGAAGUCGAUGGAGUUCGUACAGUUACGAAAACUUGGGGAUAUUUUUAAAGUGUCUUUAAUCAUUAUGCUGCCUUAGUGGUUAAGAAGAAAUGACAGCACAGGCUCCCUGCUUAUGCCGGGGUGUGAUUCUGUCACUUGGAAUGUGUAUUUUGGAAAUGUGAAGUGGAGGGGGAGAAGGUUUGCAGAUGACUGACUGUGCCAGUCAGUGGGAAGUGCUGCUGCCACCUUCUGUGCCAGUGUAAACAGUCGUGUUUUUAAGUGCCCUUCGUUAAGGAAAAGCUGGUGGGAGGAGAGUGUUGCUCCCAAGCUUUGGUUCUCAGCGGUGGGGGAGGGUGUGUGUUUUACUUCUUGUACAUCUGCGUCUUUUGUUUGCCCUGUGGCUGGGACCUCAGACCACACAAUGGAGGUCAGAAUAUACAGUAUGUAUACUAGUGUAGGUUGGUUAGUAAAUGUCACUGGGAUUGGGUGUCCAUCCUGGGCUGAGCAAAGCCAGUUUUAAAUUCCCUCUCAUGCCUGAAGCUCCAUGGGUGACCUCAGCAUAACCUACGUUGCAGGUUUGUGAAGGAGGUGAGCAGGCCACAUGUGUCCCUUUAGAGGAGCAGGGCCUUGUGCGUUGUGGCACAGCAGAUGUGAAAUUCCUUCCCCAUAUACAUCCAGCUGCCCCUACGCUAUCUAUUGUUAAGCACCAGAUUAAAACACACCAGUUUUUCUCUCAGGCUUAUGGUUUUAACUGAUUGCUGCUGGGUUGCCUAAAUUUCUGAUUUCUUGAUAUUUUGCUUUGCUACUUGUUCUAUGUUGUUGUUUUUGUGGUUCUCAGGGUGGCUUAACAAUCCCUCCUCUCAGGCAACUUUUGACAACCCUAGUUCUGUGAGGAGAAUAGGGGUCUCCUACAAACUAUCAACGCUCUUGACAAGCUACAGUUUCCAGGAUUCUCUGGAGGAAGCUAUGACUGCUUAAAAUGGUAUAAUAUUGCUUUAAAUGUAUAGAAGGGACCUCAUUGAUCCUGUUUGUACAUAACACUGUGUCAAAGCAUGGCUUAGUGCAAAUGAACAAAGCGUGGGCUUUCAGAGAGGAACCUACGAUCAUUUUGCUUCUGUCUGGUCGUUUUGCGGCUGUGCUAAGAUGAGCCACAGUUUGACUUCAGUGUCAUCUGAACCUGGGCUUGUGGUUUAGCUCUCUCCAGAGAAACCACUAACUGAAACCAAGGUUUGUAUUCGGGUUUACAGCUCCAAUGCUCCGUAGUAAACAUGGCUUCUGAUGAGGCUGAAAGGAGAUUAGAGCUCUGGUCCCAGUUCAAAGCUCUUCUGGGUCUCAUCACCAUCCGUUGAUGGUGCUGGUCCUGGGCUCAGCUGCUUCUGUGUUCCUACUUCUGUGUUUCUGCCAUUUCCAUUUUCACAGCUGAAAGGUGUGUAGGCUUGGAACAAGCUGUGUUUCUUCCAGAUAUACCCCAUGCUGUGUGUUUCCUUUCCCCGAGAAUAUGCAAAAGCAGAAUUUUGCGGGAAAUGUUCAGAAGGCUUCUCCAAGCAGAGACUUUUCCUUGUUGCUUAGCUUUAGUCUCAUUAGAAUUGACAACAUCUAGGCUAAAAUUAAAUUGGAGGAAGAAAGGAAAAUCUUAGACCUUACCCAAAAUCAUGACGUGCAAAAUCUGUCUAUGUUGAUGCUGCCAAAUGGCUGAAAGAGACUGAGAUAGAGAUCCUAUAGGAUGAGGGGAGUGGACCAGCUAUAGCAGGCAUAGGCAAACUCGGCCCUCCAGAUGUUUUGAGACUACAAUUCCCAUCAUCCCUGACCACUGGUCCUGUUAGCUAGGGAUGAUGGGAGUUGUAGUUCCAAAACAUCUGGAGGGCCAAGUUUGCCUAUGCCUGAGCUAUAGCCAAGGCCACAAACAUAUAAUUACUGUACUUUCUGGUUGUAACCCACAAGCUCUACCAGCAUCCAGCCAGAUGAAAAGGAUCUGCAUUGCUUUCCAGCACUGAUGGUGCUUAGUUUUUGGAGCCAGAGGUCCAGAUUCCAGCCAGGCAAAGGCUCUUAAGGGCUCAGAGCAGUACUAGUGACCUGGGAAGAAUCCGGAGGGCCACCUAGAGACAUGGAGGGCCACAUUCAGCCUGUGGGGCAGAGAUUCUCAGCGGGUUUUGCCUCCCAAAAAGGAAGCAUAUAGAUACUGCUUUGGCCAGGAAGUUUGUGCUCCCCUUAAGUGACACUUGAAGCUCCUGAGAGCUAUUUAAAAAUACCUCCGGAUGUAGGAGGGACCGGACAGCUAAAAACCUGGCAAGAGUUCUAACCUUGUGGCAAUCCCAAAUUUAAGAAUCCAUUUCGGAAAAGAAGGGUGUGACUGCAACAAGGAAGUUGGUAGGCCUACCAGUGUUUACAUGGUUGGAUAAAGCCUGGUUGAAGUGGGAGGGAUGCUCUAGCUGCGACUGCAGGAGAUUGUGAGAUGGGGUUUGCCUUCUUGUGCCAAAAAGUGCUGUGAGGUUGGAGCCUGACCCACCAGUGUCCCAGCUCUCCUCUCCUAGCCCUACUGGUGCCAGAUUGAACAGCUGCUUUGGCUUUUGCUGAGUCAAAUGCAGCUUUCCCUUCUCUCUUGAUGAGUGGAUAUGAGUCAAGCUUAGUGUUCUCCUGGGAGCAAAGGGUUAGUUAUGGGCUGUUAUCUUUUUGGGGUGGGGGACCUUGGAACAAACAGUCCCUCAGCUUCUGCCCUUGUCCCAGAACUGACUUGGAAAGAAAAGUGGCUUCCUCAGCUAAAGCUGAUCUAGCCAUCUCCAACCUGGUGCCGUCCAGUUUUUUGGGACUACAAUACCCUUUAGCCUCAGCCAGCAAAACUGUAUGAUGCUGGGGCUGCUGGGAGUUGUAGUCUAUUUGGAAGGCACCAGGUUUGGGGAGGCUUGGCUAUUGUCCCUACUUAGAAAUUACCUCCAGGGCUCCCAGACCAGUAUCUGGCAUCCAGCAUCAGCAAUGGAGGCUUUUUCUAAGCCGGGGUAGGCAACCUAAGGCCCGUGGGCCGGAUGCGGCCCAAUCGCCUUCUCAAUCUGGCCCGCGGACGGUCCAGGAAUCAGCGUGUUUUUACAUGAGUAGAAUGUGUCCUUUUAUUUAAAAUGCAUCUCUGGGUUAUUUGUGGGGCAUAGGAAUUCGUUCAUCCCCCCCCAAAAAAUAUAGUCCAGCCCACCACAAGGUCUGAGCGACGGUGGACCGGCCCACUGCUGAAAAAGGUUGCUGACCCCUGUUCUAAGCUAUCGCCAGAACCCCUCCAGCUCCUUUCUCCCUUUUAUGCUCCAUAGAAGCAUCUGGUCUUCAUCCUAUGCAAAUAGAACCAAAGGGCUGGGUUGGGCAGAGCACUAGCUGGGACUAAGGCUUCAUUGGUUAGACCAAAUAACAGCACCCUGGAUCUACCUUUAUCCUGUUUAGAAUUUCCUCCAGGGCCUUUUCCAUCUUCCUCAGCACUGCCUUGCUCUCCACUAACUUUCUGAAAUACAUCCUGGGUUAAUUAGAUUUCAGAAGUCCAACUCUGUGUCCUCUGGCCAUCCCUCCAGCAUGCUUGAGUAUUUGUCUUGUUAUUUUUCCAAACCCUCCUUGCCUCUUGACCCUAAAUACUGUACAGCCACUCUCUGGAGGCUACUUUAAACUCCCAGCUCUUAAUCUCUUGUGAUAUUUACAUAUUUUGCCUUCUGGCACGGAAUAAUCAGGUUGCACUUUUCAUUCCCAAGGUUCCUUCCCCCCCCCCCCGGCCUGUGGGUGGGUGGAAUAACACACUUCACAAUGGGAUGUCCUUCUCAGGCUAUUUUUUGCUGCUGCUUGAAAAGUUGGUCAGCUGUUCCUGCAAUCAUUUCCUGAAACUACCAGUCGCCUGCUUCUGGAGUCUUUGCUCUGGCAUGGAGCAUUUCAGCUUUGGUGAAGAAGGGAACAUUUAACUUUGUGACCUUGUUAGAAAGCAACUUCUGGACCAGUGUGCUAGUUGGUCCACAUCUGGUAGCCAGCUGUGUAGCUCAUUUUAACUGCUGAGGCAGCAGUGCUUUCUACUCAGUUUGAAUUGUGCACAGAGGAAAUGGACUUCCCUCCUCCCUCUCCCCCAUCCAGGUUCCCUAGUUUGCAUUCAGCCACCCAUCCUCAGAAAAGGAGAGGAGCAGAUUAAAGGUGGAGGGGGAUGAGUGUAAUCCUGGGAUAAGCCCUCUGCCUCCAGGAGGCUAAUAUUAAACACUCGGUCUCCCUGCUGUGGCUCUCUCCAGCCUUGCCCUGGCUGCUAAGCUGUUUGACCAAAGAGAACUGUGUGCUGGGGAUUGGUGAAGCUCAGGUUAACCAGAUCAGGCUUCCUCCCCCCCCCCCCCAUUGACUCUUCCUUUUUGACAUACUGACUUCUGUCAUCGGCUUGCCUCUGUCUAAUGUAUAUCUCGCUGCCUGCCCCGUGGGACAUUAAAUGCCAAGAUAGAUAGGAAGGGCAAGCCAGCAGCUGCAUGAGGAUUACCCUUUAAUACACCCUUGGGCACGAGCUGCAUGAUUUAGCAGAGCAGCCAAAUGCCAGGCGCUGAGUGGGCACAGUGUUCUUCCUGUCAAGCUUCCUUCUAACAUCUUUGCCCACCUUGAGCUCUCCUAGUAUCACACUGGGGAGAGAUAUGGGGAUGUGGCUACAGCUUGGCUGCAGAGCAUGUUUCCAAAACUUGAUUAAGGUGGGUGUGGGUGUAGAAAUGGUGGUCCAUAACUAUAUGAUGCUUGGGCAUCCUCUUCUCACACAUAGUCUUCUAGCUGGGAGGCUGCUGAGAGCAAUGGCUAGGACUUGAGACUUUGCAGAAAGUUGUCAUGUAGAGCCCGGGGGCCCAAACAGAUGUAAGGUAGAAGGGGAGAAUCUCCUGGUGGUUUGGGUCUUAGUUUUUAAAAUUAUUAGUUUAAAUACACUAGGUGCGGACCUUUCUUUCCCCCCCACAAGCUGUUUUGAGGUCUGCUGGGAUGAAAUUCAGACAUGAAAACCAUACCAGACAGACCCUGCUUAACUUUGCAAAUGUGCUAGCAGUUUUAUUGCUGCGGUGCUCUGAUAUAGGUACAUCCCACCGCCACACUCCCAGUGGUGCAUAGCUUUUUAUGGAGAUGGGAGAGGGGUGCUAUAUUGAUCUCAGAAAACAACAUGGCACAGGCAGAAGGUUCAAGAUGCACAUUCUCAAUUGUCAUUGCAGCUCCAUUAAAGCAUUAACACUCCAUGGUUAAAAGUCUGGAGGAUUUGCUGCUGGCUUCCGUGCAGCACUCCUGUUUGGGCUCCUAGAAGAGGAAGCCUUUGUGCUUCUGCAAGAGCAGAAGGGGCUUGGUUCCAAGUGUGUCCCGUGCCCUCCUUAAAGCAACUGACAUUCUCCUUGCAUUAUGAAGGCGCUGAAUGGGCCCCUCAGUGGGGGCUGCGUGGUCCUCAUAAGCAAGCUGGCAUCACCCAAAAGGUUGUGAGUAAGAGCCAGGGAGAAGGGGAGGCAGCUGGGCAAACACUCCACCUCCCUCUUGCAAAGACGGUGGGAAAGUCUGUGCUGGAGCCAAAACCCUCCACCUCGAAACAAAGCCAAUGAUUCUGCUUCACGGUCUCCGAAUGUGGCCGUGGCCUGUUUUCCGUUAGUUGCGCACAUUGUCUAUUGUGCCCAGGCGGGCCUGGAAAGAGCGUGGCAUACUUAGCUGCUGUUUAAUGGGGCUUUCAUGAGCUUUGCUGGAAGAGAGUUUGGAGUGAAUGAGACAUUUAUGGCUCCUUUGAAUUGCCACUAACCGGACAUAAACAGUUGUGUUGUCUUUUGCUGCCUGCUGUUUGCUUCCCCCCCCCCCCCCGUCUUAAUUUAUUGUGGGCUGGUGGGUGUUCCCAGGCUGAAAUUAGUUUCAUAACUUUGCGUAAAGAGUAUAUUGGAUGCUGCAGUUGGACUGUGGGCUUGUCUGCUAUUUGACUCAAGAGCAAGCACUCCAGAGCAGGCAGCUGGCUGUUGUGGAUUCAGCUGUAUUUCUGGCAUAAAAUCUGCUUGUUCUGAAUUUGCUGGUGAAGAGUGUUGCAGGAGGAGAGUUCCUCCACACCCUGCCGAAACCAGGACUACUCAGGAGACUGUGUCUUUAAUGUUUCCUCUGCUUUCUUGCCUUUUAGGGCUAAAAAUGUCUUUGGACUUGGCACUGUGGCUGUUUAGAAUUGAGAGACCUGAAACAUCUGGGCUUUUUAGAGGCUCACUGGAGGCAGGAAGAGAGGGAAGGCACCUCCUCUCUGCUGUAACACAGGUUGUCUUCCUUUGAGAUCUUGCAAGCUGCAUUUCCAAAAUAGAGACAGAUGUGUAUGUACAUUAAAUGGUCACCUCUUUGACGUCUUGUUUGACAGGACUGUCAUUUGGACCAGCUGGUUUGGCCCUUUAUAGCACUUGUGUAUGAACUUUUUUAUAAAACGCCUAGCUUGGCCUAGCAGCACAAACCAAAGGCAUUGGGAUGACUAACAUCCCUGGAAAGGGCUGGACCUGGCACUUGUUGUGUGGAUUGUGGAGGUUACUAAAUCCUCCUGCACUUCAAUAUGCAGUCUGUUUAAUUGACUUUCUGUACUACCCUUUGCCGCCCUGGCUGCAGCUAAUGGAAGUUGUAGUCCAAACAUUUAAAGGGCACCAGGUUGGGGAACAUUACUUUGGAAGAUUGCCUCCUGACCUGAGAAGGAAUUCUGCAAGGGUUGUGAAGCAUCUCACUACUGGAUAGUUCAGAUUCUGCUUGCAACUAGAGAAGAAGGGGUGGUGGUGCUGUGACGGCAGCACCAUGCAGUAAACAUUUCUGCAAAACAAAUCAAAAAGCCACGGUGGAAUCAAUUGGCCCUUUAUUUGGAACGACUAAAAUGCAGCAAAGGAGUGAGCAAGAAAAACAGGAAGGCAGCUGAUGGGCUGGGUGGGUGAGGGUGGUGGCAAAGGCUGCAUCUGGCAUGGAAACCCAAAGCCUCUAGUUGGACACUGUAUUAAGAUGAAGGUGUUAGGCAGGCACAGUUAGAUCAGAGUCUGCCAGAAGUACUACAGAUCUCAUCUCAGUACUUCCUGGCAUUUUCCAUGGCCUUAAGGUAUUUCCGUACAGAGGUUUAAAGGGAGGAUGAAUGGUAUCAUCAGCACCCACAAAUCCACUACAUAUAUAUGCUGCAUAAGAACAUAAGAAGAGUCUUUUCACAAGGAGCAUUGACAGUGAGCGGCAUUGGAUAUUAUUUCCCUUCCAACUUUAUAUAUGUUUAUAUGUAUAUAAAACCACAUAUAGUGUACAGUUCAAAGCUCUGCUUUUUUCCUUUUUUUGGAAAUCAUUUUUAUUUGAUUUUACAAAUAGAAAGUUAUAUAUAAAAAACCCCAAAUAUAUAUCCAUAAACAGAGAUUGCUCCAAUCUCAAGACCUCCCCCCACCCCUUCCAUGAGGUCCCAUAUUAAACAUUUGAAACUGCAUAUUCUUCCAAAUUCUAUUAUCAAUCCAUAUUAUCCAUGGUAAUUAUUACACUACAAGUGAAAUCAAAAUCCUGCCAAUUUUUCCAUCUGCUUACAGUGUUCUCCUAUAUAACUUGUAGAUUUUCCUCAUUCUUUUAUAAAGUUUUUGUCCUCUUGGUUUCUGAGUUUUCCGGUUAGUUUUGUCAUUUCAGCAUAGUCCAUCAGCUUGGUUUGCCAUCCCUCUCUGGCAGGACCUUGUCUUCUUUCCAUCUCUGGGCUAGUAACAUCCGGGCGGCUGUUCCAUACCUAAAAAGUCUUUUCUGCUCCUUUGGGAUGUCAGUACCUGUAAUUCCUAAUAAGAAAGCUUCUCAUUUUUUUAAACAAAUGUUAUUUUAAACAUUUUUUUCCAUUUCGUUAUAUGUCAUCUCCCAGAAAGCCUUUAGCACCCUACAAAUCCACCACAUGUGAUAAAACGUACCUUCUUUUUCUUUACAUUUCCAGCAGAUAUUUGAACUUGUCCUAUACAUUUUUGCUAGUUUUGUAGGAGUUAAGUACCACCUUCCCUCUCCAACCUUUAGCAGUACUGUAGCUAAAAACAUAACAAUAGCCCUGCUGAAUCGGGCCAAAGGAGCCCAUCUAGUCUGGCAUCCUCACUGACCAGUCAGAUGCCCCCAUGGGAAGCUCACAAGCAGGCCCUGAACACAACAGCAGCACUUUCCCCAUUUGUGAUUACCAGCAACUAACAUUCAGGGAUAUAAUGCUUCUGACAGUGGAAGUAAACUAUAGCCAUCCUGGCAAGUAGUAAACUUGUCUGAUCCUCUUUUAAAAUUGGAGGCCAUCGCUGCCUCUAGUGGGAGCAAAUUCCAUAGUUUUAACUAUCUGCUGCAUGAGGAGGCUGUAGUCGAGUGAUAAAGCAUUUGUAGAAGUGCUGGGAUCAGUCUCCAACACCUCCGGUUUAAAAGCAGCAGGUGAAGGGAAAGAAACCCUGGCGGGGCACCUGCCGGUCAGUGUAGGCAGUGUUGGGCUAGAUGGACAAAUGACCUGCCCUGCCCUUGUGUGUUCUGCCUCUGUGGAGUUGGCUUAUGUUUCAAGCUUUUGCCCUUCUUGGGUAUUCUGAAGGGGGAAGGAUUUGGGCCAGCCCACCAGUCUUGUACAGCUGAGAAAUGGAGCCACUUCCUUCCACCGCCUAGAUAGGUCAGACCUCAUUCAAACUGCAAGCUGAUCCCUGUUAUGCCAAACUUGUUCUCAUACUUUAUUAGGGAUCACUUUACAUUUGCAAGAGCAAAAAUGAAGGUGGCAUUUCCUUUUGCUGGAUUUGUACCGGAGGCCGACCAAAAAAGUUGUUUGAUGUGGAGGGAGGGGCAGAAUGUGGGGUGCCAAGGUGCUACCCAGCCAGUUUGGGCAGCUUCCUGUGCUGGCAGCAGCAUCUCCAUGACUGGCCUUAGGUCAACCCAGGCCCGCCUUGGCUCUGCCUCUUCCCCUCCGAUGGUCUGUGCAUUCCAACUGCUGCCUUCCUCUGCUUGAAUGAAACAACCUCUUCCCUCCUUAUGUUACCUGUAUGUCUGUAUGGACUUGGGAGGGGAAAGGUGACUGAGUAAAGCAGGUCUUUUUCUUUACUGAGGAAAUUUUUAAUAGAACCUUUGCUUGCCCCAAAAUAAUUUAUUUUUUAUUGAUAAUUAAAAGUGUCUUUUCUUUCCAUGAGAUGCAUAUUUGUUUGUUCAAAGGAUUCCGUUUAUGGAGCGGAAGAUUCUUCUUGUUAAAUUUAUCACCAUAAAAAUUCAUGGAAUAGUGGGGUUUGGAGAUACUAUUCCAAUACUAUUUAAUAUAUUGUGCGUUAAACAUGUCCCAAAGGCACUCUUCUUAUACAUCAAAAUGUAUUGGCGGAAUAUGCUUGCAUACAGUCUUAAGCUAAUACAUUUUUGUGCACAUCUGAAUUAUUUUUAGCAGGUUGUUUAGAUGCUUCUGAUGAAAAGUUGAUCCAUUCAAAAAUGCAUUCGGCAUAACAAUAUAGCAAUCUGGAUUCCUUUUUAAAAUAACAGCUACUUUUCACAGGAUCCCCUUGUGAGCUUCUCUUUUUAUUUUGUAUGGAACUGGUCUUUUUCAUUGUGCUGUGAUCCCCUUUUAUCAUUUAAUGCAAUCUCCCCCAAUCUGGCAACCUUCUAAUGUUAUGGACUACAACUCCCAUCAGCCCCAGGUAGCACGGUCAUGCUGUGCUAAAUGGGGUUGAUGGGAGUUGUCAUCCAAAUCUUCUGGAGGGCACCAGUUGGGAGAGGCUGAUUUAAUGACAUUGUUUUUGCAAAGAGGGUGUGGUGUGUGGACCUCUAUUCCUGUGCGGGGCCCAUUCCAGGGUCCCUCUAGCCAUCAUGGCGAUAGGGGAGAGAUUUCCUUCCCAGAAAAGCCACGAAAGACUGCAACAAGCUCUCAUAUAUUAAAGUGAAUAUUGACUAAUCUGUGAGAGCUAAAUGCCUGCCUGAGGAUUGUUUUUCUGUUGUCCAUCCUCUGGCCUUGAAAAGAAGCUUUUGUUUUCUCUGCUGCUCCUUGUUACUUGGAGAAGUUUAGCCAAUAAAUAUUUGAUCAAGCAUCCUGCAGUGACUGCAAAGAGAGCCCCAGAGUGUUGACCCUGCUUUAUUCACUUCCUUUCCUGUCCUUCCAGCAAUGUGAGCUGAACCGCCCUGAGACCGGGUAUAGGGCGGGAUAUAAAUUUAACUAGCUAACUAGCCCUAACAGGGCAGGAGUAGAGAGUGAAUGACAUGGGUGGGGUGGGGUGCUCCACUUUCUAGAGCAGUCUUUGCCAACCUGUUGGCUGUGGCAGAUGGCAGCAGCAGUCUAAAACAUCUGGAGGGCACCAGCUUGGCAAAGGCUGCCCUAGAACAUAAGCAGGUUGCUUUCCCUUCCUCCCACCAGAGUCUGCUGUGCUGCUUUCUCUUGACAGGUGUCUUGCCAGCACGGUUGUUGAGGAGGACAGUGUUGGACAACACCUGCUGCCCCAGAGCACACGAGCAGAUCCUGCUGGGGUACCCUGUGCUUCUCUCCACAUCAGAGUGACUUCCAGUUGUGACACUGAAAAGUCGAGGCACCGUAAAGUGUCCAUGAAAUAACUUUGCAGGGCACUCUGUUAGGAUGAUAUGCUGUGAUCCUCAAGAGAAGUGUGUGUCCCCAGUUUUCUGUACAGUGGUACCUCAUGUUACCUACUUAAUCCGUUCUGGAGCUCCGUUCGUAACAGGAAACGGCUCGUAAUACGAGGCGCGCUUUCUCUAAUGGCGCCUCCUGCUGCCGUGCCGCCGGAGCGCAACUUCUGCUCGUAUCCCGGGGCAAAGGUCGCAACAAGGGGCAUCCACUUCCAAGUUAGCAGAGUGCGUAACCUGCAGCAUUCGUAAGGGGGACGGUACAUAACACGAGGUACCACUAUACUGUGCUGGCUGACCUGGGCUGAUGGGAGUUGUAAUCAAAAAAGUGGGAUUUGGGGGGCUCUUCAUGUCAGCCUCACAUGCACAAUGGUGUGGGUGAGUUGGGGGACCUAGCCUGUGUACUUGGAUGGGGCACAGUGGAUCCCUUGCAGUUUCAGAAGGGAAUGCAGUCGGCUCUUGUAGCAGAAGCCAGGCUGCAGCUCAGUGGUAGGAUGUCCUGGGUUCAGCUCCCCCAAAUCUCCAGUGGCUGGAGCCCCGAAGAAUUUCUGCCAAAUGGAGCAAGUGGCAUUGCUGGGGAUGAGGGUGGCAUGCCAAUACUCCUCAUAGACCCAUUGAAGUUGCUGGACAUGGCUAAUUCAAGCUGCUUAAUUUCAGUGCGUCUACUUUGAGCAGGACUUAAUUGAAUACCACCCUAAAUCUUGCCACCUCCUAGUGUAUUAGUCAAAUUCCUAAGUUGAAAAGAGCACUAAUACAAGCAGAACUUGUCCAGAGUGGGUAAUCACACUGUACUGUAAUAGAGAAUUAGUGGUUUCUGGGAAGCAGCUGCUGAAAGCCUUGUGGCUGUGGCGAAUGGCCCAUGUUUUGACUUUGGGAUGAAUGGUUGGAAUCAACUCCACCAAAAUGGCUUCUUCCCUUGCAGUAUAGCCUGGUGGCCUGGACAGGUUUUGUUCCAGCACAUCAGUGGUAGUGUGAAUGGAUGGUUCAGUACUGAAGGAAAUUGUGGGUGGAAGAGAGGCCAGGCAUUGCUCUCUGUUGCUCUUGCCUACAGUUGGUAGAAGAUGCUCUCUUCAUUGUAACUUCUUUAAAUCUUUAACAUAAAACAGGAUCUCGUGUUUCAAGCUCUUGGGGGGGGGGUUCUGACUCCUGAGAUAGAUCAGUUAGUAGACUGUGAGACUCUUAAUUUCAUGAUGGUGCGUUUGAGCUCCACAUCCUGCCUUGCAGAUUCCUGCAUUGCAGGGAGUUGGACCUGAUGACCCUCGUGGUCCCUUCCAACUCUACAAUUCUGUGGUUCUAUGCUGAAGCAGGACAUAGUACCAGCUGCUCCAGAGACAACGUCCUGCACAGAAGAGGCAGCUGGCAGUGUCUGAUCCUAAUGGCAGCAAUGCUGUAGGGCAGCCUUUUCCAACCUGGUGCCUUCCAGAUGUUUUGGACUCUCAGCCCCAGCAUCCUAUGGCUACGUUGGCUAGGGCUGAUGGGAACUGUAGUCCAAAACACCAGGAGGGCACCAAGUUGGGAGAAUGAGGAUGCCUUACAGAGCUGACCAAGGUGCAGCCUUGAGUAGGAUGCCCACUGCUGAGAGGAUGGUGGCCUCUCAAGGGCUCUGUUUUUCCUGGUUGAUACCCUGUGCUGCUGCUGCUGCCUCCUUCCUUUGGCAAGCAGGCAGAUCGUUUGCAAGAGCCCCAUCAGUCAGCUGUUUUGCAUUUCCUUCUUAGCAGAUGACUCAUGGCCAAUGUUGAACUUCACUUUGAAUUUCCGGUGUGGAAGCUGUAACUCCCCCCCCCCCACUCCCCCACUCAGUGGGAAGUGGUUGCCUCAGCGUAUCAUGCUGCUAAAUCUCACUGGACAGAACUAUGCACAGCAUGAAAGAGAGAGAGACCAUUUUGAGCCCAUGUUUGUAGUGGGGUGGUCUGGGUCUGCAUUUGGUAGAGAAAGCCAGACUUUGCCGCCACCCCUGUCUAAAAACAUCAGCUGUCUCUCUGGCACACACCUGCUGAGUCUUGCUGCAGCUUCUAGCUUUGCUUCUUAGGGCUAGGAGAUCCUGGAUUUUUUACUGAGGAAAGGGCACGUUCUUGCAAGCAGGGAUUAGAAACCCAAAGCCUUUUUGCUGUAAUCUGCUCCUGAAAGCAAAAGGGCAGAGCUCUCAAUCCCUGCAGCGUGCCUCCCCUGGUGAGAGCACUGCAUGCGGUCCUUAUACCUAUCACAAACCCAUCUUACCUGUCACCUUCAAGAAGCAGGUAUAAGUCUGCAUGGGGAGGGGCAAUGCUGAUGCUCAGAAAUGAUUAGUACAAGAAGGGAACAUCUCAACACUCCAGGUGUUCUGGAAAGCAGCAGACAAUUUGGUAUUCAGAUUUAUUUCUAGGGAAAUUCAAGUGCUGUGUUAGUCUUUUGCAUCUGGCUGGUGCUUCAGUUGGUUUAGGAGGGGUCCUGAAGCAGGCAGGUCUCCCCCAGGAAUGUUGCACAGCCCUAAUCGACUUUUGCAUUAAACAUAAAGCACAGAAAACUUCUCAGUAGUGUGAGAAUAUGUUCCAUGUAGAUUCUUAGUGCUCAGUUAGUUCAGUUGGUUAGAACAUGCUGCUAAUAAUGCCAAGGUUGCAGGAUUGAUCCACAUACGGGCCAAGUAAAUCUCUUGGAGAGCCAAUGUUGUGUAGUGAUUAGAGCUUUGGACCUUGGAGACCAGGGCUCAGGUUCCCACUCACCUGUGAAACUCUUUGGGUGACACUGGGCCAAUUGCUGUUGCUUGACCUAACCUGCCUCAUAGGGUUGUUGUAGGGCAGGCAUAGGCCCACUUCGGCCCUCCAGAUGUUUGGGACUACAAUUCCUACCAUCCCUAGCUAACAGGACCAGUGGUCAGGGAUGAUGGGAAUUGUAGUCCCAAACAUCUGGAGGGCCGGAGUUUGCGUAUGUAUGCCUGUUGUAGGAGAUAAAAUGGGAAGGGAAGAACCCCAUAUGCCACCUUGAGCUUCAUGGAGGAAAGGUGGGAUAAUACAUAAAUAAAUAAAAUAAAAUAUUGACUUGGGUAACAAUCCCUUGGCCAGGGCACCUACUUUGUGUGUUGCUUGCAACUUCCUGGCUGUUCAGAUAUUGCUAGAUAAAGUCUUUUGCCUGUAAACUGUAAACUUAUAUGUGUUUGAUGGUAUUCUAAUGGCUGAUCUGAGAACUUAACCAAAAGAUUGAUUAGCUGAUAUUGCUAAAUCGUUCCUCUGCCUAAGAAUCUCGUGCAAGCAAGUGUGCUAUAGUGGGCAGAAUGCUGAACACAGUGGAUGGGAGAAGGGAACUGGGCGACCUUAGGCCAGUCACACACCUCCAGCUUAGCCCAUCUCAUAAGUUGCUGGGAUAAAGGGGGCGUGGGGUAGCCCCAUCCAUGUACGUGCCACUCUCAGCUUCUUGCAGGAUAGCUGGGGUUAUAAUAAAUCUAGGAAAUAAAUAAUUCCAGAGCGGAGGCAUCUUCUGCCUGUUUCUCCUUUUUGCUAGUCCUCAUCCAUGCUUGAGCUGCCCAGCUCUUUGCCUGCCUGAGCCCUUCAGAGUUUGGAGAGCUCUGACCUUUGUUGGGCCAGAGACAAGCUGUUCCCAUCUCCUCUGUGUUGGCAGUUGAAGGAGAGCUUUCCUGUGACUCAUCCUAUUCCAUCUGUACACCUUUUCCUGUGGAAUAAACGUGUUUGCCACUUUUCCCAAGGAGCCUGUAGACAAAACAGUAAAAGGAAAUGAGCUGCUGAAAAGGCCCUGGCCAGCCGGCAAGAGCUGAGCCCCAUCAACAGGCCAGGUGGUAGAAGGGCAUCCCAUUCUAACCCACCACCCCGACUGUGGGGUGCUGGGCUGCUGUUUCUUCCUCCUUGCCCCACUUGUGCAUUUUAUGGAUUAUGCUCAGGUUCUUGAGCGACCCUCAACAUUGCUGCCGUAGGGACUCCUCCACUCUCCAUAUAAGUCAGCUAACUUUGCCUUUGGAUCUUUUUGUUUGUUUGCUCCUAGUGAAGUAUAUGCGGGAAGCCAGCCCUUAUAUCAAGAAGCCGUCGCUGGUGUCGGAUUUGCCUUGGGAUGGGGUAGCUCCGCAGUCGCCUAGCCUUAGCGGCAGUGAGGAUUCUGGCUCCCCAAAGCACCAUGGCGCUGCCAAGGACCGUAAGGUGAUCCCUUUGAAGAUGUGCUACGCUGCGAGGAACCUAUGCAUGCCGGAUCUGGAGAACAGGUGAGCCGAGAUGAAAGAGGAGGAGGAGGAGGGGAGGCGUCUCAAAUUGCAAUGGUGGUGCUGUAGUUUUGUUUUUCCUUUUUGUUUUGGUUUCAUGAAGAGCCAGUGGCAUGAGUUGGAGGGAGACCCAAACGCUCAUGACUUCCCAGGCCUGGUUUUCCUAAUAUCCCACACUGCUCAGCGCCACAGCCAUACCCUGAGAAUAAUGAGCAAGGCUGAGUGCUCGCUGCUCUUUUUGCCAAGAAAAACAAGUGUGCUGUGCUGCUCGGGAUGGAUUAUGCAGAUUUCCAGAAAUGUUGAGUAUUCUGGUUUCUGUUUUACAAGCAAGGAGGGCUAUGCGUAGGAGUCAAGGGACAGGGUGGGGGCCUCUAGGUUGGGCUGCCAGAUUUCCAUAGAGGAGACGCCCCUAUGUGGCCAAGAAGAAGAACUUGGACUGACGCAGCUUCUCCCUAGCGCCACAGUGGCAGAGGAAAAGCUGCACCCCUUCGCUGUCCAGCGAUCCUGUCCCCACUGGGGACAGGCAGGAGAGCUAGUGAUAAUUGGGAAAGCUUCACAGCCCAGGAGGCCCCACCACAGAGGGGGACUGAGGGGAAGGGCAGCCUGCUAAUUCCACAUCCCAGCUCUGUUCCUCAUUUGUAGCAAAGGUCUGCAAUGACUUCACUGGGCAGAUGGCUCAGUUGGUGGCUAUUUGCCUGGAGAGGACCCCUCGCUGUUCAAAGGGGGCAUGCCUCUGACUGGCAGGUGCCAUCAUGCCCUUCUUGUGGGUUUCCUGGAUGCCUCUUGCUGGUUGCUUUUGUGGUGGUAGGAGCGGGACACAGAGCUGUGAGGCCUGGAGGGGUCCUGAGCUCAAGAGGCCAGUCGUAUUAUUUAUUGCAAGUUGUCCCGACCUGUCCCUGCUGGAAGUUCAGGAUAUGUUUGCUUUGGGCGUAGACAGGAUGCAAAUCUAAUCCGCACGUUGGCUUCCUUCCAUGGAGGGGAGAUGAAAGUUGGACUGGAGUCUCUCUCUCUCUCUCUCUCUCUCUCUCUCUCUCACUCACACACACACACACACACACACACACACACAGGCAGGCCAUAGAGGAAGUGUCGGUUCAUCCUCACGUUCCUUUGCUGGGUGUUGAGUUUCAGCUGGCUGGGGCAGCUCUUGCAGCAGCGGAGGGGGAAGGGGAGGGCAAGGCAGGCCACAAAGAGGAGACCGCAGGCUCCUGAUUCAUUCACCCAACUAAUUGCAAGUGCCCUUUGCAGGAAACUCCUGGCCUUUGGGCGGCUUGCCAGGGACCUCCACGCUGCGCAGCUUCCCCCUCCCUGCUCCGCUUGCGGUCUGGGGCCUGGCUGCCUUCCAGGUUGCCUUUGCACCCUUUUCUGCAGCGCUAGGCAACGGCCCGCUGACUGACGGAAGGUUCUCUUCCGAGUGGCAAAGAAAGCCCUGCUCAGGGCAGACCCAGGCAGACAGAUAAUGUCCUCCCCCCACCCCACCACCUCCGCCCUUGCAAGGCUGCUGUUUCUCUUUCCCCUCCUCCCCCAGUAUCUCACCGGAAGGUUCUUGUUUUUAUUUGGAGGCAGAACAGGCAGCAGGAGGGUCAGGAUCUCUGGAUGACUUGAAGUAGAGUGGGAAAUGUUAAAAAAGGGUGAUAAGAAACAGCAGCAAAAAGACUUUUCCUCCUGUAAACUAGGCUGUUAAAACAAAGAGAGGCUGAAAAGUUGGUGGGGGGGGGAGGGAAACCAGGAAUGGGUUGUUGUUUUUGUGCCUGAAAGGGCUGUGAGCUGAGCUCUGGUACAGACAGCAAAAACCAAAGUGUGGGUAUGGCCCCAGUGGGCCCCCAUUUUCCUGACUAUGUCUCCCCCCCCAUCCCAUCCAUUGCUGCCACUGUUUUACACCUGGCUGUCACUGGUGAGCCUUGGGAUCCUUUCAAAAUCCAAAAUAGAUCCCGCAAGCCUGAAGACUUCUCAUACCUAACUGAGCAUGUGAUUCAUCCCACACUCUUCAGUCCUGGAGGACAUUCAUAGCUGUCCAAAGAAUCCAAGAAGAGACUAAAACAAUAUUUAGCAUAAAAGCGAUUUGUUCAUUUGUUGCAUUUAUAUACUGCCUUACUGCAGUUUAAUGCUCGGACUCCGCAGAAUUGGUUCUUAAUUGGUGUGUGUAUCAGCCUUUUUCAGCCUGGUACCCUCCAGGUGUUGUUGAACUAGCAGCCCCAGCCACCAGGGUCAUAUUAUGGUGGGGGCGAUGGCGAGUUGUAGCCUAGCCAAGCCACGAGCAAGGAGAGCUUAGAAAGCCAGCUCACUGAUUGUCCCAAAAGCAAAGAUAUGCCAUGUUUGAGUGCAGGGGAGAUGGAAAGAGGCAGAUGUCCAGAGCUAGGUUUCCACAAAUGCUUUCUUGUGGAAACAGCCCUCCUUUGCUGCUUCAUGGUUGAGGUCAAGUGCUUUGAAAGUAGGCAGGUUGCAGCUUGUAGAGCCUACCUGCAUGGCAGAUUCUUCCUUCCCUUGACAUUUUCUGUUUGGCAUCAGCUGCUACCACCUGGGCAAGUCACUUCCUGUCGGCUCUUGAGCCUGGGCUGUACGUGGGCAGCUUUCCACACUCUCCCUGCCUUGAGAAAGCUGCCAAGACACUCCAAUUCCAAUAAAAGACUUCCUUGCAAAGCAGCCAGACACUCUGCAGACUCCAGGCUGCUCGCGUGUUCCCUGGGGGUACAAAAAGCCAUCUUGAUUCAGAGCCUCUAAGUGAAGCUUGUCCCUGACACUCUCACGGCAUGGGCCUUACUUGCUCCAGAUCUUUCCAGUGGAUGACAGCCCUGUAACGCUGACUGUAAGGAGGCGCUGAUGCCUUCAGGGUCGGAGAGCACUGCAAGAGCAGUGGAGGGCAGUCAGGAUGGCUCCUUUAAGCUCAGGGUUAGAGAGAGGCUGUGACCUUCCUCCUAGUGCUGGUGGGCUGGUGCUCCCAUCAUCCCUGACCACUGGCUGUGCUGGCUGCUGGGGGAGUUUGUUUUCCCACUGCCUCUGUAGCUUCCCUACCCUGAUCUUCACUCCUCUAGAGGUGUGCACAGCAAAGCAGUUGAAACUGCAAGGCUGCAGAGGCGAGGUUGCAUUUUCUGCACCAAAAAAGGGCUGUAUUCUGUGAGCUGAAUCAGUGAUUCAUUUCGGAAUGGAUAUGCAAUGCAGAAUCCUCUGCUUCGGUCAGCCAUGGUGUGUGUGGCAGGUAGGGAGGCAGAGUUGGGGGCUGCAGCCCAAGUCCCUGGUUGUGGCAAGUCCUACUCAGCUCCUCUCUGGUGCCUGACUGGGGCUUUACCUGCCUUUCUAACUGCACACCUUUGGUCUUCACUUGAAAGGUAAAAUGUUUGUUGCUUAUAAACGAAAGCACUUAAUUGCAUCCCUGUCGCACAAGCUGCCAACUGUUCCUGUUCUGAUGGGUGGCUACUCUUCCUUGGGGGGGAGGGUCAAUCAUCUUGAACCAUCUAGAGUGCCCCUCUCAUCUUCCCUGCCCCCCCCCACUUGGUCUGGAGAGAUCGCUCAGAGAGCAGAGAGAGUCUUUUGCAACCUUGUUGGCGGAUUAGCAAAAUAAUCCCAGGGGAAGAGUUUACCUUUCUGCUGUGUUUGCCCUUAUCCAAUCAACCCAAACAGGAGUGAAAUUAUUGUGGGUGGAGCUGGGGUGCAGCAAGCAAAAUCUGUUUCCCCAGGAGGUUAGCUUGACAUGACGAUGGGGAAAGCAGGGCAGGGCCUCCAACUGGGCUGGAGAAGCAACUGCAGCCUUUGCCAGUGAUCUGGAGAGCAGAGUCGAUUUUGCAGCAUUUCCAGUUUGGCUUAUCAGAUCUCUUAAUAGGCUGAAGAAGGUUGGUGCUAAGCUUUUGGCUCCUAGAUAGUACAAAUUCCCCCAAACGGUUUUGACCAUUUUUGCUCCUUGACUCCUGCUGUUCGCCAUGCAUUUCAGGUGGCACAUCCUAAAUUCCACUAAUGGAAGUGCAAAAAUUUCACUUGCCACAUGGAUGCAGUGUUUGGCUUUCCUUGGGCAGUCAUAAUGCUUGAUGGAUCCAUAGUGGCAGUUGGACCACGUGGCUGGGAUUAAGUCCCUCAAACUGCCCGCCUUGUAGCAUGUUCCUCCUCAAAGUGCUGCAGUGCUGUCUUAACACCUUCCCUUGGCAGAUUGAGAUGUACGCAGCAGCUGAUACAUCUCUGGAGGCCAUGCAGGGAGAGUGGACUUUGCCAUGUCUUGCCGCCUUUUUCUUGUGUGUUCCGCACUUCAUUUUUUUUCUAAGCAGUGACUCUGGGAGAUGGUUUGGCCCAGUCAAAAUCCCUCCUAUGUUCAGAGUGGGGCAGGCAGGCAGUCACCCAGAAGCAACUGCUUGUGAGAAGCAUGUUCUGCAGCCUGAGCCAAAAGUAGCUUCUCCUUUGGAGCUUACCUGGCCAGAGGGAGGAGUGAACAGAGUUCUCUUUGCAGGUUGCUGCAAGUCCCGUCGGGUCAGACAAGCUAUCGCCUCCUCCUAUUUGUGUACAAAGUGUAAAAUCAAUUACAUAGCCCAGCAGCAGCCAGUCAUUCAGGGAGAAGUAGCCCAUGCAGAAGGCUUUUACACAGCUCCAAUGCCCCAGAUCACCAAAUGCUGGGGGAAGAAGGAAGGUGACAGAGUCUUUGGUCUCCCUCUGCUAGGGUAUGCUGUUGAGCACAAGGAAGCAGCAGUUAAGUGAAUAAACCCGGCUCAUGAAUUCCUGCCUUCUCCACUUAGCUUUAGCUGCCAAGAGGUGGGUCUGCUGGAGGGUUCAGGCUGCCAUUAAAGGCUCUGGCUGCAGCUUCUCCAUCUGCCAAGAGAUGGGUAGAGCAAGCAGCAAGGUUGCUGUCACUUUCUGGUGGGGGAGGGCAGGCUGGAUGCCAGGUACCCAUGCACUUUGGUGGUAUUUGUGAGUGUAGCCAGGGAUGGGCCUGGGCAUGUUUAUUGCCCUCAAGAAGAGCCAGCAGAGUUCUCAAGGCCACGCUCCACCUAAUUCUGCCCCCCCCCCCGCAGGACUGGGCGCUGAGGCCUUGCUGCUGCCGCAGCCUCCUAACCGGGACUGUUGCUUCUCCUUAGACACCCUUUAGCAAUCAUGAGCAAAUGCGUUGCAGCCCCUUUUCCUAAUAAAAGUGGGAGAAAGACUAACUCAGGAGUAGGGAACCCUUUUCAGCCCAAGGGCCGCAUUCCCUCGUAAGCAACCCUCUGAGAUCCAAUUGGCAGUAGUGGGCAAAACCAGAGGAAUAAGUGGGGAGAGCAGGAAAUGCAAGUGUUGCUUUUUUGUAGUAGGCUAAUUUUUGCGCACACACACAUGCACACCCCUAUCUAGCUCUGGGCAAGAAAGAGGCACCCCCACGGUUCAAGGACACAUUUCUGGCUAGGCAAGUGCUCUUGAGGACGCAGUGAAGAAGGGGCAGUGAGAGGCCUGGCCAGGGGAGGGUUUUGAGAGCCAGGUGCAGAGGCCUAGAGGGCUGCAUUUGGCUCCUCAACUACUUAACCAUUGAUACUGUGCUGACUCCAAUUGCUCAGCUCUCCUGUGAGGAUGGGUCCUCUUUGGGGAAGGAGCUGGAGAUCAGUGGCAGAGCUUGUGCUGUGCAUACAGGAGGUCACAGAUUCAAUCCCUGGCAUCUCCAGGCAGGGCUGAGAAGGAAGGACUCCCUGUCCCGAAACCCUGGAAGACCAUUGCUACUAUACCAGCAUAAGCGGUACUGAGAUAGAUGGACCAGUGGUGGCAUUUGGUAGAAGUCAGAUUCCUGCUGGCGCUUGGCAGUCCAGACCAUUUCUUCUGGCAGCCUCCCCACUAAGUUCAUCCUGCCCUUCCUUCCUUCCCUGCGCAGGUUGAUAGAGUUGCACUCGCCUGACAGCCGGAACACCCUGAUCCUCCGCUGCAAGGACACGGCCACGGCACACUCCUGGUUCAUGGCCAUCCACACCAACAUCAUGGCUCUCCUCCCGCAAGUCCUGGCCGAGCUCAACGCCAUGCUGGCUGCCAGUAACACGCCGGGGAGCAGCAAGGAGGUCAAGCACAUCGCGUGGUUGGCGGAACAGGUGGGCCAGGAGACUGGAAGCUCUGUGCGGCUCUGUGCAGUGGAGGUUCAAAAGCUCUUUGGGAUUGCAGUGGGGCGUUAUUGAUGGCCUGAACAUAAGAAGAGCAUGCUGGAUCAGGCCAGUGACCCAUCUAGUUCAGCAUCAUGGUCUCAUGGUGGCCGAUCUAUCUUGCUUCCCUCCCACCUUUUAGGAGAGAUGUCAGCUGGUGACUGGAGAGGGGGCAUGUAAUAUCUGGUACCUCCUCCUGCCCAUGGUGCUUGUGAGUGGAGAACAGUCUUCUCCUCUCUGCCCAGCCCAACACAGAAGUCCUUGGCUGGGCUUCCUCCUGCAUUGAACUUGGCAAAUGCAUCGGGUGGAGGGUGGGAUGCUCAGAAGAGGCUCUGCCAUUGGUGGGAAAAUCCUUGUUCUGUAUUCAGGCUGUUGGAUGUAUCAGUUCAAGGCUGAAAGGAGUCUGGGAGCUGCUGUGCGCUGGGCACUUUGUCUCAGUAUUGUUACAUUUGCAUACCUUGCUCUAGCCUGUUUCUGCUGCCUUGUUUCCCCGCUUAGGCUUGUUAACCCAUGGGGAGGAGAGCAGGUGGGGGGGAACCAUCUGUCUCUGCCCUUUGCAGAGUAGGUGGAUCCAGCGCUGCCCUGGCCCCUCAGACUCUCUGGGACAGCCUUUGCUGACUUGGUGGCUCUCAUGAGCCUCAGCCUGCAUGUCAAUUUUGGGCUCCACCUCCCAUCAGACCCUGGGCCAUAUGGCCCUGCUGGCUGGGGCUGAUGGGAGUUGUCACCCCAACUAUCUGGAAGUCACCAGGCUGGGGAAAGCUGUUUUAAGGUGUCACUAGACCCUAGGUGUUUUGCUGCAGCAAGUUAGCAUUGCUUCCCCUUUGGGUCUUCCUCUUGGUUUUGAGCCACCCCAGCCCUCAGUUUUUGUGCUCGCAUCCACCACCUUCAGUCAACAAAGUAAGCAGUUGCUUGGAUAAUCUGAUGCCACAACAACACACUCUUCUUUUACUGCAGAUGGAGCUUUAAAUGUGUUUUGCACGUGCAGAAUCGUGUCCUUCAAGUUAUUGUUGUGCAUGUCGCAGGGCGGAGGGUGUUUGUGGUAGCUUUCAUCCUUCCAAUUAUUUCCACUGCUGCCUUGAACCCUGCAGAAGGAAUCCGCUGUCAGCAUCUUGGGAUCUAGCCUUUCUAUAGGGCUGGAUUCCCGCAUCUAGGUAGAGGCAGCAACAGCCCCAGCUUCCUGUCCAACCAGGCAUGGCUCCCUGCCAAGGGCAACAGGCAGGGCCCAGCCUUGCUUUGCAAUGAAGUGAGACCUGUUGCUUGUUUCCUGGGAUACGUCUGACCUGUGCCAUGGAAGGUGCAGGAGAGCCUGGCAGGCAGUGGGAGAGCCUAGACUGGAGGAGGGGGUAGGCUGGUACUUGGGUGCUGCAGGGUGAAAUCCUGGCUCUAUGGCUGCCUUGCAUUCUGCUAGCAGCAACUGGCAGUUCCUAGCACAGCAGCUCCCGUUCCUGGUCUUCUGUCCCAUGGCACAAGAAUAGCUUGAGGUGGUGGUGGCACGGAACACAUGCAAACACCAAGGGUACCCUCCACUUCCUGUGCCUUCUGUUUGCCAGCUUUGAAGUGCCUUAAAGAUUGGGGCAGGGAGGAAAUGUGAGUAAAAGGAGCCCCACCCCAUCAGCGUUGCAUGCCGAAUGUCCCAGGUUCAAUCCCCGAUGGCAUUUCCAGAUAGGACCGAGAGAGACUCCCUCCCUGAAACUCAGAGGAGCCACUGCUGCCAGUCAGUGCAGGCAGUACUGAGCUAGAUGGACCCAAGGGUCUGACUCUGCAGAAGGCAGCUCCCUGUGUUGCAAGAUACAUACGACACAGGAUUGCAAUUCAUUUCCUUAUUAUGGAGUAAAAGGAAAAAAAUGGGAGCAGAGCUUUGAUUAAAAGGCUCCUGUGUGCUCAAAGCCUGAGAGCCGUGUGGGAGAGUGACUUUCAGGAUCCAGAUCCGGCCUUGGGGUGGGAACAAAAUAUUACUGUCUCUACAGCUCCUCAUAGGCUUGCAAGGCCAGUCACCUCCCUCCUGCACUCUGUGCUUCCUGGCAGGUCCCUUCAGAAGGGUGUGUUCUCCACCCCUUAUGUUCUUCCCCCAAAUCCUUGCUUGCUUUGCUCAUGGAGAUGGACUGCCAACAACCCGCCCCCUUUCCCUCUUGUCUUCCCAUAGGCCCGGCUGGAUGGAGGCCGGCAGCAGUGGCGGCCAGCUCUCUUGGCUGUGACGGAGAAGGACUUGCUGCUCUAUGACUGCAUGCCAUGGACAAGAGAUGCCUGGGCCUCCCCGUGCCACAGCUACCCGCUUGUUGCCACCAGGUAAGGGAGCAAACAGGUGACUCUGCAAGAGGAAGAGUGUGGAGACUGCCAAUCUGUGAACAGAGAUGCCCUUGAGACCGGAUGCCAGGGGAAGAGCAGGUUAAGACAGCCUUGCAAACAAAUCAACAAACUGACUGACAUAUAAAGUCCAAGGGUGGUAGCCAACAAAGUGUGACCCAUUGAAAUUAAUGGAUCAUGUUGAUACUACCCUGAGUGUGAGCCCAAGUUGUGUGUGUGUACCAAGGGUGAUGGUGGGGGGUGGGAGAGAUCUGAGGAGAGAGUUGGCUUGCCCCUACCAUGCUUGGCCUUUUGCCAUCGGGGGUGGGCUGGCUGAGACAAAAACUUGGCAGCUCUGUGAUCUUGCUGGAGAGUUAGGGGUGGGUGGGCUGACAACUUGCAAGAGGCUCUCCCUGUCUGGGCAGGCUCCUGCCACACUGCCUGCUCUGGCAGUUGCUGCCGCCAAGCUAGUUGUGUUCCCGCCACCCGUUGGAAGCCUCCCUUGCAAGCCCCCAAGAGGUGUGGCUGCUGGCAGAGGUUUCUGGCAGCAUGCAGCAGCUGGAUUCAAUUAGGGUCCCUCCCAAACCAUCCCUCAAGCCAAAACUGGUUGGAGAGAGAUUCUCAGGCCUCAGACCCUGCAGCUUCGGAACCAGCCCUUUCCCACCUCCCACAUCCAGGAACUGUAGGGGUUUCUCUCCUGUGCCAGGUUUGCAGCCACUUGUUGAGUCUGUCAGGUGGAUUUCUGGAUGACUUUCCAGGUUUUUACGGGGGGGUGGGUGGAGUUUCACAGGUGUGGUUGCUGCUUGCUCUUGUUGACCAAAAAACCCUCCUCCUCCUCCUCCUCCUCCUGCAGGCUAGUGCAUUCUGGCUCAGGCCGCAGAUCACCCUGCAUGGGAUCGGACCUCAGCUUUGCCACGCGGACAGGCUGCCGCCAGGGCAUUGCUAUGCACAUCUUCCGCGUGGAGACUCAUCGGGACCUCUCCUCCUGGACCAGAAUCCUGGUGCAAGGCUGCCACGCUGCUGCAGAGCUGGUCAAGGAGGUGUCUUUAGGUAAGUGGCCAGCAGCCCUGCCUCUCUGAAGCCUGGUUUGGGAUUCUUGCCUGAGCUGCUGGGCAGGGUGGAAGCUUGGCCCAUUCACUGCCUUGAGCAGCUGGGGAACCCAGGCCUUGCAAUGUUUGUCUUCCAAGCUCAGCAGGAGAAGAGAAUGAUUCUUUUGCUCUUGAAGGGUGCAUUUUCCUAGGCAAAACUUAAAUGCUCAAGCCAGGCUGAAAUGUGAUCAUUUGGGUGCUGGUGCCAGUAAGAGCUACCCAGAGGCACAUUUAAUCUAGGGUUCUGUUCUCACAGUAGCCAGCCAGGAUCCCUAAAAGGAAGCUGGACCUGAGUGCAACAGCAGUGCUCUCCCAACUCAUGAUUCCAGCAAAUGGUACGCAGAGGCGUCCUGCAGCUGGUGGGAGAACAGAGCCCUUGUGGUUAGUGAGAGGAGAGUACAGCUGUUUGUGUUGAUGAAGGUUGGACUGGUUGCUUGGUAGAAGUCUGGAUGAUCUCAGAAUAUUUGAGGGGGGAGCAAGGUGUGUAUGUAAUCCUCUGCUGUCAGGUAAGCUAGUCUGAGCCUUUGAAAACACCUUGGCUCAACCCCACUUAUGCAAGAUGAAGACGCCUGUAACUCUAUCUGCUGGGAGGGAGCUGAGCACCUGGGAGAGAGGAGCUUUUGUUCCUGAUGCUUUCAGAACAGAGGAAAGAGGAGUCAUAUAGCUCAGGCCUGCAUAAGCAUUGUCUCAGAACACUUUGAAAAGCCAGGCUUUGGCGCUGCAAGCUGUUGAAGGAGGAAGAUCCCAGGGAACUCUUUGGGCUCUUGGCUUCUCUGUUGUUCUUUUAGAAGGCUCUCAGAGCUGAUUCCCAGGUCUCAAGCUCCCUCUAGAGUUUGUAAGAGAACAGCACCCGUUCUGCACAGGAAUGCUUCAUUGCUAACACUCUCCUGGCUGCGGCAUGAGGAGUCUUCUAUGAGCCAGGUUGAUGUGAAUCGCAGUCCAAAACUUCUGGAGGGCACCCGGUUAGCGAUAGCUGGCCGACAUUAUCUGAUUUUGUGUCAGUGAGGCAAGUGGAACUUCAGAGGUAACUGCUUUUAGGAGCACAUGGCUGACCUAGCUGCAAUAUUUGCUGCCAGACACAACUUGCACAGGCAUUUGUUGGCUUGCAGCAAGUGGUCUGUGACCCUCAUCACUUGAAAUGCCACUUAGCAGUUUUGACAUGCAUCAUUUCUGGCCUUCAUUUUUGCGAAGUAUGUAACAGACAGGGGAACAUCUGUGGCCUUCCAGAUGUUGGCCUUCUGAUUCCCAGAAGCCAGCCUGGUGAGGGAUGAAGAGAGUUGCUGUAGUCCAGCAACAAUUGAAGGGGUUGGGGUGGUUCAGUAUGUAUGUAAUUUAUUUGUUUGUUUAUUAGCAUUUAUCAACAGCUUAAUAUUUAAAACAAACAAACAGCAUCAUUAAAACAAAAAUACACCCUAAAACCAAUAGAACAACCUUAUAAGAGCAAGAAACAAAAAUUCAAGGGAUCUAUCCUGAAUGGGAAUUGGUGAGCUUGAUGGCAAAAGAAUUUUAUUAUUUAUUCAAUUUGGUUUAUUAGUCUCUUGACAUAUUAAGAAGUCUCCAAGUGACUUCCCAAACCUAAAAGCAUAUAGAAUGGGAUAAAAUCAGAACCUGGGUGACCCAGACCAAGACAAGUAAGCUGUCUUCAGCCACCAUCUAGCUGAACAUCAUCCAUCUAGCUGUCUUCAGCCACCGUCUAGCUGGCUCUGAUGGAAGGACAUAAGGGGGAAACUCUGCUCCACUGUGUGUGCGUGUGUGUGUAUUGAUGAAGCAACUUGACCUGGAAGGAUGUGUGCCAGCCUGUGUCCAAUGACAAUUUGCAUUUUCAUGUUCUAGGGUGUGUCCUGAAUGCCCAGGAGGUCCGCCUCAUCAUCCACUAUGAAAACGGCUUCAUUAUUUCCAAGGAAGAGGCAGGCUCUGCCAGUGUCCUUUUCCGAUACCCUUUCGAGAGGCUAAGAAUGUCUGCGGAUGAUGGCAUCAGGAACCUCUACUUGGAUUUUGGGGGACCGGAAGGGGAACUGGUGAGUAGAGGGCCUGGGCCACAGCUGGUGUACGGGCAGAGGAUUUAAAUGGGCUGCAUCUAUGUACUUCAAGGUUCCUAUUAAAACCUGUUUUAUCUGCUCUUGUAUAUGCAGCAAUUUUUAAAUCAUAUAAUAAAUUGCUGGGGGGGUGGCUUCAUGGGAAAUGAUUAAUAAAUGAAAGAGUAAUAUUUCAAUAAUAUUAAUUAGUAAUUACUACUAAUUGCUACUUUCUAUUAAGUUUUCUAUUAAUACUAAUAGAAAAAAAAUACUAGCUUGCAGUUAAAAAACAUGUGUUCAUCUUAGCUCAUGUGCAAAGUAGUGACCUCAUUGUGUGCUUCUUCUCCCCCAGACUCUGGAGCUGCACUCCUGCCCCAAACCCAUUGUGUUUGUGUUGCACACGUUCUUGUCGGCCAAAGUGACUCGCCUGGGGCUGCUCGUGUAG
Molecule: messenger RNA, 28869 nt
Organism: Podarcis lilfordi (Lilford's wall lizard)
Lineage: Eukaryota; Metazoa; Chordata; Lepidosauria; Squamata; Lacertidae
Source: the annotation of a GenBank genome assembly